AACAACAACAACAACAACAAGAACAAGAACAACAAGAACAACAAGAACAAGAACAACAAGAUUACCCACUGGAUGACUUCCUGAGGAGAGCCAUGGAGAAAUCCCUUAAAAGUAAAAAUGGCCAUCUGGACCUGUUUGUUCGCUUCCUUCAUGGCCUCUCUCUGGAGUCCAAUCAGAGACUGUUAGGAGGCCUGCUGGGUCAGACAGACAACAGUCCAGAAGUCAUCCAGAGAGCCAUCAACAACCUGAAGGAGAUGAACACUUAUGAGAUCUCUCCUGAAAGAAGCAUCAACAUCUUCCACUGUCUGACGGAGAUGAAUGACCUCUCAGUACAUCAGGAGAUUCAAGAGUUCCUGAAGUCAAAGAACAGAUCAAAGAAAAAACUCUCUGUGAUCCAAUGCUCAGCUCUGGCCUACAUGCUGCAGAUGUCAGAGGAGGUUCUGGAUGAGUUGGAACUGAAGAAGUACAACACAUCAUACCAGGGACGAUGGAGACUGAUUCCAGCUGUGAGGAACUGCAGGAAAGCUCAACUUUCUAGCUGUCGACUCUCUGGGACUCACUGUGAAGUCGUGGCCUCAGCUCUGAAGUCCAACCCCUCCCAUCUGAGAGAGCUAGACCUGAGUCACAACUACCUGCAGGAUUCAGGAGUGAAGCAGGUGUGUGCUGGACUGGAGAGUCCAAACUGCAGACUGGAGACUCUGAGAUUGAGGAGCUGCAGGUUGUCAGCAAUCAGCUGUGCUUCUCUGGCCUCUGCUCUGAAGUCCAACCCCUCCCAUCUGAGAGAGCUGGACUUGAGCAACAACAAGCUGCAGGAUUCAGGAGUGAAGCUGCUGUGUGAUUUUCUGCAGAGUCCAAACUGCAGACUGGAGACUCUGAGAUUGAGGAGCUGCAGUUUGUCGGAGAUCAGCUGUGCUUCUCUGGCCUCAGCUCUGAAGUCCACCCCCUCCCAUCUGAGAGAGCUGGACGUGAGUGGAAACAAUCUGCAGGAUUCAGGAAUGAAGCUGCUGUGUGAUUUUCUGCAGAGUCCAAACUGCAGACUGGAAACUCUAAGGUUGGUUGGCUGCAGUUUGUCAGACAUCAGCUGUGCUUCUCUGGCCUCAGCGUUGAAGUCCAACCCCUCCCAUCUGAGAGAGCUGGAGCUGAGUGACAACGAGCUGCAGGAUUCAGGAGUGAAGCUGCAGUGUGAUUUUCUGAAGAGUCCAAACUGCAGACUGGAGACUCUGAGAUUAAGGAGCUGCAGUUUGUCAGAGAUCAGCUGUGCUUCCCUGGUCUCAGCUCUGAAGUCCAACCCCUCCCAUCUGAGAGAGCUGGAGCUGAGAGGAAACAAGCUGCAGGAUUCAGGAGUGAAGAUGUUGUGUGAUUUUCUGGAGAGUCCAAACCGCAGACUGGAGACUCUGAGCUGGUAGUGAUCUCCAGUAAAGUCCAGUCCACCAUCCUCCCUGUGUGUUCCUCUGGAUCUGACGGUAUCUGGACUGCCCUGCUGUUGC
Messenger RNA from Centropristis striata (black sea bass), 1487 nucleotides. RefSeq names its product NACHT, LRR and PYD domains-containing protein 12-like. Gene Ontology annotation, molecular function: protein binding. NCBI's taxonomy places the organism in Eukaryota, Metazoa, Chordata, Actinopteri, Perciformes, Serranidae. The record is from RefSeq and is a predicted model, not a curated record. The transcript has 7 exons. The coding region runs from base 93 to 1406 and encodes 437 amino acids.